Prunus persica (peach) is the source of this 678-nucleotide messenger RNA. RefSeq lists its product as uncharacterized. The coding region runs from base 1 to 678 and encodes 225 amino acids. The record is from RefSeq and is a predicted model, not a curated record. The transcript is spliced from 2 exons. Lineage: Eukaryota; Viridiplantae; Streptophyta; Magnoliopsida; Rosales; Rosaceae.
AUGGCAUGGAAUCUGCUCUAUAGUGAAUAUCACGGUGGUGAUCAGAUCAGGUCAGUGAAACUUCAAAAUCUCAGAAGUGAAUUUGAAUCUAUGAGAAUGCGUGAGAAUGAACCUCUAACUGCAUAUCUCACCCGGUUGAAUGAAUUGAUAAAUCAAAUGAAAACAUUUGGAGAAGUGCUAUCAAAUGAAAGGCUGGUUCAGAAAGUGUUAAUUAGUCUUAGUAAAGUAUAUGACCCUAUCUGCUUAGUGAUUGAAAAUACAAAGAGUUUGGAGACUAUUGAAUUGCAGGAGGUCAUUGCAAUUUUGAAGAGCCAAGAGCAGCGUUUUGACAUGCAUAAUGUGGACACAGCUGAGAAGGCAUUUGGCUCUUUCUCAGUCAAUACACAAGGGCAGAACAAGAAUAGUACUCAAACUGGUUCUGCUAAGUCUCAGAAAAAUUGGAAGUCUAACAACAAACCAUGGGAGUCUAGACCUAAGCCACAACAAGCUGGUGCUGCACAGAACUCAAAUGGAUCACAAUAUGUGCAUCAAGAUGGAGUGAAGCCUCAAUGCAAAGCUAGGGACUGUACUGCAAACAAAGGAGUACAGAAAGCAAAUAAUGUAAGCCAAGUAGAAGUAAGGGGAAAUUUGUUUUAUGCAAACUGUGCAAUCUCAGAGAAGAGUGAAAAUGGAGAGUAG